AUGACGAAAGAAGCCGGGCAGGGCCGGGCAGGGAUGGUGUAUGUGGGUGGAUGGAUGGGUAUAUAUGGCUAUGUGCAAGGAGGCAGAUCGAAACAGAAAAAGAAGUAUGAGAGUGGGUAUUUUGACAGACAGAAUGAAAAGAUAGAGAUAGAGAUUGGUGGACUUGAAAUUAGAGGAGAGAAAGAUGGAUGGUUCGGUCAUAAGGCGUCAGUAACUGGCAAGCAUGGCUCACGCAAAGAAGCGAAGUGA
Nannizzia gypsea CBS 118893 is the source of this 249-nucleotide messenger RNA. RefSeq lists its product as hypothetical. Bases 1 to 249 code for a protein of 82 amino acids. The transcript has 4 exons. The record is from RefSeq and is a predicted model, not a curated record. Lineage: Eukaryota; Fungi; Ascomycota; Eurotiomycetes; Onygenales; Arthrodermataceae.